Apodemus sylvaticus (European woodmouse) is the source of this 3198-nucleotide messenger RNA. RefSeq names its product RNA-binding protein 12B-B. The coding region runs from base 106 to 2628 and encodes 840 amino acids. Gene Ontology annotation, cellular component: ribonucleoprotein complex; nucleoplasm. Gene Ontology annotation, biological process: regulation of RNA splicing. Gene Ontology annotation, molecular function: RNA binding. Lineage: Eukaryota; Metazoa; Chordata; Mammalia; Rodentia; Muridae. The record is from RefSeq and is a predicted model, not a curated record. The transcript has 2 exons.
UGUUCCGGCCGUGUUGGGGCCGAGGUGUUCCUCUGGAGGCUGCUGCAUCGAGGAGCGUCCCAAUCUCCGUUUGUGUGGUCAUUAUUGCUGUGGUUUGAGCUCAGCAUGGCUGUAGUCAUCCGUUUACUGGGGCUUCCUUUUAUUGCGGGUCCUGUGGAUAUCCGUCACUUCUUCAACGGAUUGACUAUUCCUGAUGGAGGAGUGCAUAUAAUUGGAGGGAAAGUUGGGGAGGCUUUUAUAAUUUUUGCAACAGAUGAAGAUGCAAGACGUGCCAUAAGUCGCUCAGGAGGGUUUAUCAAGGAUUCGUCUGUAGAGCUUUUUCUUAGUAGCAAGGUAGAAAUGCAGAAGACCAUAGAAAUGAAAAGAACUGCUCGUGUAGGAAGAGGGCGACCAGGAUCUGGGGCAUCAGGGGUUGGCAACAUGUAUCAUUUUAUUGAUUCCCUGAGGGAAGAGGAACGUCACUCUGGAUAUGGCUCUUUGGUUAAUCAAGAUGCUGGGUUUCAUACAAAUGGCACAGGACCUGACUUAAGGCCAAGAAAGACCAGGCCAUUGAAGGCUGAGAAUCCUUACUUGUUUCUACGCGGUUUGCCUUACUUAGUAAAUGAAGAUGAUGUCCGUGUCUUUUUCUCUGGUUUGUGUGUAGAUGGAGUAAUUCUCUUAAAACACCAUGAUGGCCGAAAUAAUGGUGAUGCUAUAGUAAAAUUUGCUUCGUGUGUUGAUGCUUCAGGAGGUCUAAAAUGCCAUAGAAGUUUCAUGGGUUCAAGAUUUAUAGAAGUCAUGCAGGGUUCAGAACAACAGUGGAUUGAAUUUGGUGGUACUGCAAGCAAGGGUGGUGACUCUCCUCGAAUGAGAUCUGAAGAACAUUCUCCUUCAAGAAGGAUUAAUGGUAGACAUUUUCGGAAUCGGUCUCAUUCAAAAUCUAGAACUCGGUCUCGCUCUCCUGUUGGAUUUUAUGUUCACUUAAAAAAUCUGUCGUUAAAUACUAACAAAAGAGAUUUAAGGAAUCUCUUUAGAGAUACUGACCUGAGUAAUGACCAGAUUAAGUUUUUAUAUAAAGAUGAACGAAGAACACGCUAUGCCUUUGUGAUGUUCAAGAAUCAAAAAGACUAUAAUACUGCUCUGGGUUUGCAUAAGACUGUUUUACAGUAUCGUCCGGUUCUUAUCGAUCCAGUUUCUAGAAAGGAAAUGGUGAAAAUCCUUGAAUGCUAUGAAAAGAAGAGACCACUGUCUUUAGAGAAAGGCAGGCCAGGAUGUGUUUCACAAAAGUACUCUCAAGAAGGCUUCUCUUGCUCUGGUCAGAAGCUGUGCAUAUAUAUAAGAAAUUUACCAUUUGAUGUUACAAAAGGUGAAGUGCAGAAGUUCUUUGCAGACUUUUCUCUUGUUGAGGAUGACAUUUACUUGCUUCGUGAUGACAAGGGGGUUGGUUUGGGAGAAGCACUGGUGAGAUUUAAAUCAGAAGAACAGGCCAUGAAAGCUGAACGUUUGAACCGACAAAGAUUCUUGGGGAUAGAGGUGUUGUUAAGACUGAUAUCUGAGGAACAAAUGCAGGAGUUUGGUGUCAAUUUUUCCUGGAUGUCUAAUGAGAAGACAGAAGCCUGUGCCUGGUCACACGAUGGAGAUGACUAUUCCUGUCUGUUUGACUUAAAAGAUCCAGCCACAUGUUCAUUUGGCCAGUCUGAAAGUGUUCAUUAUCAGCCAAAAGACUUCAGGAAAAUGGGUCACUUCAAGCAUCCCCAAGGGUAUUUCCAGCAGUCUGAUAGGCGCUCUCCUGAGGACUUCAGGCACUCCCCAGAAGACUAUAGGCACCCCCGGGAGGAACAUAACAGGCGCUCUAGGGAGGAAGACUGGAGAAGGCCUCUGGAAGAUUGGAAAUGGCCACUGGAAGAUGAUUUUAGGCAGUCUCGUGAAAAAGAUUGUAGGCAGCUACCAGAGAAGGACUUCAGAUGCCCUUGGGAAGAAGACUUCAGGCGGCCAUCCCAGGAGUACUUCAGGAGAUCAUAUCAGGAGCACAGUAGACGUCCACCCCAAGAACAUUUCAGGCAUUCCAGAGAGGAAGAUUUCAGGCAUGUGGCAGAUGAAGACUUUAGGCACCCUUCUGAUGAGGACUUCAGGACCUCCGAAGAAGAUUUGAGAUGUCCCACUGAUGAGGGCUUCAGGCAAAUGUCUGUUGAAAAUUUCAGGGACCUUUCAGAGAAGGAUCUUAGACUUGCUGAGUCUUUUAGAUCUCCUAGAGAGGAUUUUUGGACCUCACCUGAUUUCAGAGGUCACCAGGCUUUUGUGAACUUUGGUCACCUAGAAGGUGGCAAAUUUGAAUUUGGAAAGUAUAAUAUGGGAAAUUUUCGUGAAGGAAAAUUGAUGCCUGGUCUAAAAUUAAAUUGUGGUUCAGAUAGAAUAAUUCGUGUUUUGAUUUCAAAUCUUCCAUUCAAAGCUAAUGCUAAUGAGAUUUUAGACUUUUUUCAUGGUUAUAAAGUCAUACCUGAUUCAGUUUCAAUACAGUAUAAUGAGGAAGGAUUACCUUUAGGAGAAGCUAUUGUUUCUAUGACAAAUUAUAAUGAAGCUCUAGCUGCUGUUAAAGAGCUAAGUGGUAGACCAGUUGGUCCCCGAAAGGUUAAGCUCAGUUUGCUUUAGAGGGCCUUUCUAAGUAAACUGUUUUCUUCCACAGUAUUGAUGAAGUGAAAGUAUAGGGUUUUUUUUUUUUUUAAGUGUAGUUUCAAAAAUUAAAAAAUAUUAACUUGUGAAUAGAAAAAAUUGUGGUAUGUAAGUCUGAUUUCCUUUUGCUUAUCAAUGGACAUGCUUGUAUCCCAUAAUUUAAAAGUAUAUAUAUUGUUUUUGAUCUGGAGUUUCCUAAAUUUAUUAGGUUCAUUCAUGUUAUAGAUAAAACUCAAGUCUUGUAAAAAAGAGGAGUUAUGUUUGAGGAAACUGCAUUUAUCUUUGAUUUUGUUUUUAACAUCUUUUACUCAGACCAUAUAAGGAAAUGAAGUUUGGCUAUUUAAUCAGGUUUGGCACUUUUAUUGCUACUUGCCUGGUGAAUUGUUUGUGAAGACAUUGUGCUAAUGUCUCGUAUAAACUCUAACUAGUCCAGAAAAUGAACUUAGUGUGGAAUACAAUAUACUUAUGUGAAGCCUUAGGAAAUCCUCAAAAUUUUUGUUCACUAUUUUGCAAUGUUUUACAAAAAUAAAAUUCCAAGUGAAAUACUUA